Messenger RNA from Aspergillus costaricaensis CBS 115574, 513 nucleotides. RefSeq lists its product as uncharacterized. The record is from RefSeq and is a predicted model, not a curated record. Lineage: Eukaryota; Fungi; Ascomycota; Eurotiomycetes; Eurotiales; Aspergillaceae. Bases 1 to 513 code for a protein of 170 amino acids. The transcript has 3 exons.
AUGUUCACUGGCACAGCGCAGGCCUUAAUCAAUGGGAUACUGGAGAUCAGCGGUGGCCCCCAUACGAACGUCAAGUUCAAGACUGUGUCCUCGCUUCCGAUGAUCCCGACGUCCCAGUUGCUGUCGGACAGCCAAUCCCGACCCAUCAAUACUUAUACAGCCGCUUCGAGAUCGUCCUCCGCGAAAAUUGUGGCCAUGAACCAAAUCCAGAGAAUACUUCUUAUGGAAUGGGAUGGUCCUCCUACUAGAGCAGCCACAACUGUCUAUCGACUUCAGUUGGCCAGCUGCUUGAAUAACCACCCAGCUCUUACACUCUACCGAGCACCAAAAUACAUCAAGCAAUCAGGAAAUAAAGAUAUCAAAGCCCCUGCAGCUUCCUUGUCCCUCACUUAUAGGAAAUACAACUCUCAAGCUAAGCUUGGGCUGUGCGCGCUAGAAGCCCUACACGACCUGACAAAGACUCGACUGGGUCGUGUAACAGGUCAUGAUGGACCAGCACCCUCAUCGAUAUAA